Molecule: messenger RNA, 1377 nt
Organism: Malurus melanocephalus (red-backed fairy wren)
Lineage: Eukaryota; Metazoa; Chordata; Aves; Passeriformes; Maluridae
Gene: IFNLR1
Product: interferon lambda receptor 1
Exons: 6
Coding region: 238-1377 (379 amino acids)
Molecular function (GO): protein binding
Source: RefSeq, a predicted model, not a curated record
GCGGGGAAGCACCAAAGGUCGSUGUUUUUAUGGGAUGUCUCACAGGAUGAAGCAGCUCUUCCCCUCCCAGAGCUCACCUGGAGGGCGCAGCACCGCAACCUUUACCUUCCCUGCACCCCAAAAUCCUCCCCCAUCAKCUCCCUGCACCAGGAAACGAGACAGAGCGCAUGCCUGCAGCUCCUGAGCUCCUCAAAACCUCUGGAAUUUGCUCAGCUCCAGGGAGGAAACACGGCUCAAAUGGAUCGAGGAAAAAGAUUUAUGAGCAGUGGGAAUUUUGGCUUUGCCCUGUGCGGAUGGAGGGUGGGAGCGCUGAUGGCUCUGUGCCUUCUGCAGCCGGCUCCAGGUCACGUUCAGCUCCUCCCUCCUCAAAAUGUGACUCUGCUGUCCAAGGAUUUUGCCAUGAUUUUGGCCUGGGCUCCAGGGGAAGGAUUCCCCCCAAACGUCACCUACACCGUGAGGUACGAAAGCCAGGAUCGCCUGGACAAGUGGGUGAAGGUUUCUCACUGCAAAAACAUUCCCAGAACUUUCUGCAACUUGACUUGUGCCCUCUCCAACCUCUACGUCAAAGUGCGGGCUCGGGUGAAGGCGGUUUGGGGCCGAUCGCAGUCGCCCUGGGUGAAAUCCCAGUUCAAGGAUUACUACUCAGAUGGUGAGUGUUUGUCGGUGCAGUGGAAGUUUUCGCUUUUGCUCGUGAUGGUUUUUGUGUUUUUCGUGCUCCUGGUUGUGGUCAGUCCCUUCAUCUGCUGCCUGGUGAAACUCGAGGCCAAAAACAGGAAAAUUCCUCAGGUUUUGGAUUUCUCUCAAUUUAAACCCGCCGGGCCGACGUUCCACGUGGAGCUGCGUGAGAAGGAAUUGAGCAGGGAUGAUUUGAGUUUCACAGAGAAACCCAGGAGAACAAACAGAGCUUUGGGGGGACAAAAUCUACCACGGGUGGCUGCUUUGGCAUCAUCAUCUUCAUCAUCAGAGGAGGAGGAGGAGGAGGAGGAGGAUGAAGAAAUUUUCAUUUUCAUCCCCUACAAUGAAAUGCCGCGACAUCCCAAGAGCCAUCUCAGCUUUCAGCCACCCCCAACAGCUCAGGGGGGAUCCAGACUGGGUUUGGGAUCGGGAAACGUCUCUGUGGACACCAAAUCCGUGCUGGAACUCAGCGAUUUGGGUUUCUCCUUCUUCCCAGAGAGGGAGGACACGUGGGGAUCCCGGACAGAGCAGGAGAUGUCCUGUUGUUCUUACAGAUCCUCUUUGGGGGGAAUUUCCCUCAGUGUGUUCCCGAUGUCACCGCGGGUCACAAAUGCGCAACCGUCACCUCCGAUCUCCGAUUCUUUUCUGUUUCUGAGCAACAAAUCCAACCUGGCCCGGCAAGAAACAAUUCAUAUCUCGUAA